Frankliniella occidentalis (western flower thrips) is the source of this 765-nucleotide messenger RNA. RefSeq lists its product as uncharacterized. The record is from RefSeq and is a predicted model, not a curated record. NCBI's taxonomy places the organism in Eukaryota, Metazoa, Arthropoda, Insecta, Thysanoptera, Thripidae. The transcript has 2 exons. Bases 39 to 752 code for a protein of 237 amino acids.
ACUGUUGGGACUGCGGCGAGCAGGAGUGGAACCCUGAGAUGUCGGAUGGGAUCGUGUUCGAUCUCCGCCCCUCCGCGGACGACGAGAAGGGCGGCUUCCACCGCCUGGCCAUCGGGGCGGCGAAGAACGAGAAGAUCACCUUCUCCUUCGUGGACUCGGGCCGCGAGGAGCUGCUCAACUCCAAGACCGUCCCGCACGUUAUCUCCGCCGGGCAGUGGGCGUCGCUCUGGCUGAGGUUCGGACUCGGCAGAGUGCUCUUGGGGCAGCAGGGGGUGGAGACCCCCAUUUUCGACUGGCCCUACAAGCAGGGCGAGAGCUUCACGCCGACAGCGCUACGCUACCACUCGGUGCAGCGCCACGCCAUCGGCCUGCACCUGGACUGCCCCAACACCGACUGCCCGAUCCAGCGCGUAGACUCGGACGACUUCUCUAGCCUCUUCCCCUUCAACGUCUGGCGACUGAAGCACGAUGGGCGCGCGGGACUGCAGCUGGCAAUGCAAGGGUCGGGCGUGGCGCUGGUGGCGCUGUACAGCCUCCCCGAGGACCCCCCGCACGUGUUCCGCCUGGAGCGCAACGCCGUCUCCCUGUCCAGAGGCAACGACACCCUGAAGCGCGUCGACCUGGCUGGCGCCCCCGUGCUGGUCGACAAGAGGUGGACCUAUUUUGACAUCAGCCUUCACGACAAAAAGGUAGGGCCACCAGAACUCUUCACCAUAUCGCCGGGGGACACGGGGGCGCUCCAUUGCCACUGACGGUGAAUGGACC